UCAUUCUUACUGUCAUUACGUGACAGCGAAAAAAGACAUGCGGGCGGCCUAUGUUUAUUGUGGAAUCAAAAAAACCGAUGUAUAAUUUUAUGACAAAAUCUACAAUAAUUGGUUUAAAUUAGUUCAUCUCUUUGCAUUUUUCUUCUCUUUUAAACAUGGAUUACAAUUACGAACAAACCAGUGAAGUGGAAGCAUUAGAUUCUAUAUAUUAUGGAGAUAUGCAGAUUUUAGAAACGGAGCCACUACACAAGUUCGGCAUAUCGAUAAAGUCUGAGACUUUCGACGAGGGUGAAGGAUUAGCAUGUCAGCUUGUUUUCACAUACACACCAAAGUACCCUGACGAACUUCUACUUAUAGAGAUCGAGAACGAAGAGAACUUUGAAGAUUUAGUCGAUAAAAAUGAACUAUUAGAACAUUUAAUUCAACAGGGCAAAGAAAACCUGGGUAUGGUUAUGGUUUUUACCCUAGUGUCUGCAGGACAGGAGUGGCUCAAUGAAAAGUGGGAUCACAUAAAGAAAGAACAAGAAGAAAAGGUUUUAGCGAAGCUUAAGGCUGAUGAGGAAGCAGAACUGAAAAGAUUUGAGGGCACCAGAGUUACAGUAGAGUCAUUCCUGGCAUGGAGAAAACAGUUUGAAUUGGAUAUGAACAUCCAAGCAAAGAGGGAGAAGGAAGCCAAAGACAAGAACAAGUUAACUGGCAAAGAGCUGUUCCUCCGAGAUACCACUCUCAAUGAGUCAGACUUGAAGUUCUUGGAUGAUGGUGAUGCAGUUAAGGUUGACGAGUCCCUAUUCCAAGAUCUGGACGACCUUGAGAUUUCCGACGACGACGACGAAGACUAUGUACCAGGCCGGAGCGGUAGUGAAAGCGAUUAGCAAAUAAUUCCGUGCUCACCGUAGAGCACUUGUACAUAUAUUAUUUGAGUGAUUAUCGGACUUUGUGGCUUAAAGUUUACCAUGUUUAAUCUAAGUUAUUCUUUCAAAUAAAAUAUUUUUCUUUGUA
Amyelois transitella is the source of this 999-nucleotide messenger RNA. Its product is annotated as RWD domain-containing protein 1. Gene Ontology annotation, biological process: cytoplasmic translation. The record is from RefSeq and is a predicted model, not a curated record. NCBI's taxonomy places the organism in Eukaryota, Metazoa, Arthropoda, Insecta, Lepidoptera, Pyralidae. The transcript has 5 exons. The coding region runs from base 156 to 872 and encodes 238 amino acids. Gene Ontology annotation, molecular function: protein binding.